UCCAAAAUCGCAGAGCAAAAUGGCGAAAGCAAGCUCGACUACAAUUACUGCAAGACGCAUGGAGAAUGCGUUGCUUAAGUUUAGGAACCCCUCCAGUUAUGACACCCGGAGGAAGAGUGCCCAAUUUACCUAACUCAGCUAGUACUACAAAUGGUCCACAGGUUGGAUUAAGUGACCAAAGUCCUGAAAAUCUUUCAAAUUCACAUGGUAAAGAUACACAAAAUCAAUCAAGUGAAAUGAAUGGUACGACAGGCACAAACGGUCAAUCACCACCAUCAAAUUUUACUAUGAUGCAUCCCGCUUUUCAACAACAUCCUCAGCAUAAGAUGGCAGGUCAACAAGAGCGAAUUUCAAAUGAAAAUGACGAUAAACUUACAAAUGGAUGUGAAAAAACAUACACUGAACUUAAACUUUAUAAAGAACAAACUGAUCAAAAUUUAAAUGGAACUUUAAGAUCACAUUUAAAUAUGAAUUCCAUGUCUGAUGCACAUAUGCUGGCAGCGGCAGCAGCACUUGAAGGCCAUUGUUCUGAUGAUGGCUCAGAUGGUUCAGAUUCAGAGGAAAUAGAUUUAACUUCAGGUGCAUGCAUUGAUUUCUCAAAUAAUAAGCCGCAACAUCCAUCACAUGCACAACAUCAACAGGCUAUUGGUUCUACAAAUGGAGUACACUAGAGGAUCAUACAAUUAAAAUACAGAACUUACAUAUAUUCCAACAAGAAUAUUUAAAAAUGUCUUAGACAUUAGAUUUAAUUAAUCAAUAAAACCAUAUAAACCCUUUUAGUCUAUAAAUAAAUAUAAGUAUUAUUGUAACA
Messenger RNA from Teleopsis dalmanni, 811 nucleotides. RefSeq lists its product as uncharacterized. NCBI's taxonomy places the organism in Eukaryota, Metazoa, Arthropoda, Insecta, Diptera, Diopsidae. The transcript is spliced from 2 exons. The record is from RefSeq and is a predicted model, not a curated record. The coding region runs from base 66 to 671 and encodes 201 amino acids.